GAAAACAAACAAAAAUAACAACAAGACCAGCCAGCUGAAUUUCACCUUUCACCCUCCUAGUCAUUUGUGAUUUUUGUGUUUACUUGAGUUUACAGUAGUCAAUAUUUUCAAGUUUCUGUCACAUAUAGAGUAAUUAUAAGCUUGCCGUUGCGUUAAACGAUAUUUUAGUCCAUUGCCAGGUCUACUUUUCAUCUUUUUUGUGGAAAAAGGUAGAGAACAAGUUAAUGCAGUCUGUUGACAUGGCCUCAGUUGAUUCAGGGGUAGAGACUGGAAAUGAAAGUAAUGAUGGCCCAUUGGAUGGAAAGAAUGAAAUGUCAGUGGUGGAACAUAUAUCAACUGGUAGUUUCCCUCAACUCUAUCCCAUGAAUGGCUUACGUAUGACUGGCUGCCCAUUAGGGCCACCAUUUCUCCCUGAUCUUCAACUUCCACCAUCUGUUCUUCCUCCUGGGUUUUGUGGAAGUAAUAAGAUGCAAGUAAAAAGACGUGUUCCUAAACACCCUUCACGCUAUUCACACCUACUAAGUAGACUUAUAGGUCUUGACAGUCAAGGUCAAGUUGAGCGGAAGUUACGAGUGGCUGUAUCAUCGAAUAAUAUUGAGCUAGUCCAAAGCUAUUUGUUUUCGGGUGUGAGUCCAAAUUGCAUUGAUUCCAUGGGAAGGUCUCCACUUCAUCUAGCUGCAUGCAGUGGUUAUGCAGACAUAGUCAGGUUACUGUUAGAAAAUGGUGCCAAUCCUAAUCAGCGAGAUCGUUUAGGAAACACCCCAUUACAUUUAGCAGCUUGCACAAACAAUAUUGUUGUUGUGACUUUAUUGCUUAAAGCUGGCACUGAUGUUUGUUCAAGUGAUUUGCAUGGACGGAGUCCUUUGCAAUUGGCACAGUCUAAGUUAAAACUCCUUCAGAAGCAUAUGUCUAAUGAUGGCACUAUUACAAUUUACCUCACAAAAGACAGAGGCAGCAGACCUACUCCACAUAAACAGGAAACAUUUAAUGAAUUACCUGUGUAUGAUAAUUCUUUUGUAGCCAAGCAGGCUUUACAGAUUGUUGAAAUGAUAACACUCUUUCUUCAAAAAAGGGGACAAGAAGCAGAGGCUGAGCUGCUAAGUACCUUUUCAUCUCGCCUAUCUUUAAGUGAAACGAAGGAGCAGGUUGAGACCCAGGUUAAAGACUUAUUAGAUAGUUUAUCAGGUCUUAGCCUUGCCAGUGAUUGCCAGAAUAGCGAUCAAAGUAGCAGUAGUAGUAACAGCAGCUGUAGUAGCAGUGGCAGCAGCAGCAGCAGCAGCAGUAGCAGCAGCAGCAGCAGCAGCAGUACUAGUAGUACUAACAGCAACUCUAACAACACAAACAGCAGUCUUGUUUUAUACUCUAGUGAGAAACCUUUUGCAAGUCUGCCGUCCUCAUCUUUCUCUUCAUCAUCGUUAAAUCCCAACAUUUUUCAUGGCUUUCUUGGAUCAUUUGAUAAGAGUUCGUCUCCUCAGUGAAAGAGUCAUUUCAUAGUAAUUUACUCCCUCUGUUUAGGAAAAAGACUGUAUGUCAAUUUAUUGAGGAGUAUGGCUUUCUCAGCAGGAUGAUUAAUUUUAGCAUCUAUUUCGGCGUGACCAAACUUCCAUCUUCAACACAUUAUCGCAUUUAUGUAUUUUAUUCGAAGCUGCACCCUUUUUUUCAAUUUUCAAACUCAAAAGUCUGGGUGUUGCUUGGAAUUGAGGGACCUUAUGGUAGUCUUUCCUGUUACAUUACAAGUGCGGAUUAGAUUCGCGUGUGGCUUAGAAUCUAAUAAAUCUGGUAUUGUAUAAUGUAAUUUCAAGAUCUUUUUGUGAUAAGUAAUCUACCUAUCCAAGUGUUAUCUUUAUAUGUACCUUACGUACCUAUAAUCAUCUAUGUUAAUAAUAUCUCUGUACAACAGCCUCUUAAAGCGGUCUUUGGACACCUUUAUGGAAAUUUUGACCAAAUCAUUUUUUUUCUUUUUGGAUAAGUAUUGAUCUUAUGCUUAUGCUAUAUUCUAAUGGUGUGUUUGAUUGACACAGCACCAAGUCAAAUUUCCAUUCUCCUCCUUUUGCCUAUCUAUGUAUUUGACAAUCAUGAUGUAAUGUUUGCACACAUGGUCUGUCUUGCCGGUAUCAAUUGAAUCAUAAUUUCAACUGUGCAUUAGUGUGAAAUUACACUAGUUUAGAAACUGAAGUGUACAAUAUUUAAUCAAAAGUCAAUAUGAUGUACUCCUAUAUGUUGUCUUAACAAUUGGAUCUUAAAACCUGUCUGUUCAAUAAAACUGUAACUCAUUUA
Molecule: messenger RNA, 2277 nt
Organism: Frankliniella occidentalis (western flower thrips)
Lineage: Eukaryota; Metazoa; Arthropoda; Insecta; Thysanoptera; Thripidae
Exons: 7
Coding region: 225-1478 (417 amino acids)
Molecular function (GO): protein binding
Source: RefSeq, a predicted model, not a curated record